Abrus precatorius (Indian licorice) is the source of this 584-nucleotide messenger RNA. Its product is annotated as selenoprotein F. The record is from RefSeq and is a predicted model, not a curated record. NCBI's taxonomy places the organism in Eukaryota, Viridiplantae, Streptophyta, Magnoliopsida, Fabales, Fabaceae. Gene Ontology annotation, cellular component: endoplasmic reticulum lumen. Gene Ontology annotation, molecular function: oxidoreductase activity. The transcript is spliced from 4 exons. Bases 34 to 537 code for a protein of 167 amino acids.
CGGAACCCAGUCCCUGAACAUUUCCUUGGCUCUAUGGUUCGGUUCAGGUCGAGAGAGAUGAAGGGUUCGAUGGGUCGCUAUGGCGUUGCCGUAGUUGUGGUGUUGGCUUUGAUUUUAGGUGCGUCAACGGAACAACUGAGCUCAAGAGAAUGCGAGAAUCUUGGCUUCACUGGACUCGCUUUGUGCUCCGAUUGCAAUACUCUUUCCGAGUACGUCAAGGACAAAGAGUUGGUAUCGGAUUGUUUAAAGUGUUGCACGGAAGACUCCAAUGAUGCCACUACCAAGAUUAUGUACUCUGGAGCUCUAGUGGAAGUCUGCAUGAGGAAACUUGUUUUCUAUCCUGAGGUUGUUAGCUUUAUUGAAGAGGAGAAAGAUCAGUUUCCAUCAGUCAAAGUACAAUAUGUUUUUAACUCCCCACCAAAGCUAAUUUUGCUGGAUGAUGCGGGUCAGCAUAAGGAAACAAUCAGGAUUGAUAAUUGGAAACGUGAGCAUAUGCUGCAGUUCCUGCGAGAGAAGGUGAAGCCUUAUGGCAGCUAAUUGAGAAUCUUUAACUCGUUCUAUGGAAUGUCCUCCCAUCUAACAGA